CUCUCUUUUGACUCUCAAAAGCAAUAUCAUGAAAACCAGUUCCCUGUGUAGUUACUUUCGAAAUUUCUGGGGUUCUUCCUUUUGUUUUUCUCAAUUUUUAGAUCCAUGAUACUUUUCUCAUUAUUUUGAUAUAGUGUUUUGGUAGAAUUUGAUAUCUGCUAAGAUCAGGGUCGACAAAAAUGAAUUCUGGGGAUUAUAUCAAUAUUCAACCCUCCGAGCUCAAAUUCGCAUUUGAAUUGAAGAAGCAAAGUUCUUGUUCCUUGCAAUUGACCAACAAAACGGACAAAUAUGUUGCCUUCAAGGUUAAAACCACCAAUCCCAAGAAGUAUUGUGUUCGUCCUAAUGCUGGAAUCAUUUUGCCCAGUAGUGCAAGCAAUAUUACAGUUACGAUGCAAGGUCCAAAGGAGGCGCCUCCUGACAUGCAGUGCAAGGAUAAAUUCUUGAUUCAAAGUGUUGUAGCACCCGAUGGUACAACAUCGAAGGACAUUAGUGCAGAAUUGUUUAACAAGGGAGAUGGUAAAGUAGUAGAUGAGUUUAAGAUGAGGGUUGUUUACUCUUUUGCGAAUCCACCAUCGCCUGUUCCAGAAGGAUCUGAAGAAGGAUCUCCUCCAAGAACCGCUGCAGUUGAUGACGGAAACCAAAAUUUUGCGUUGUUUGAUGCUGUUUCAAGAUCUCUGGAGGAUCCUAAAGAGAAGUCAUCACAGACGUGGUCCGCAGUUUCUAAGUUGACUGAGGAGAAAGCUGCAGCUUUGCAACAGAAUCAGAAACUACGCCAGGAACUGGAACUUUUGAGGAAAGAAUCAAGCGGAAGGCAGGGUGGCGGUUUCUCUGUAUUGCUUGUGGUGCUCGUUGGUCUCAUCGGAGUUCUGAUCGGAUACCUGUUAAAGAAAACAUAGACAACUUAGGCAUUCCCUAUCGUUUGCUUGCUGCACUUUGAUGUUAUUAUCUGUGUUGUGUUUUGUCCAGAAUUUAACAACCUUAAUUGGUUGAAUUCUUAGUGAGUCAAAACUGAAGACAGAUUUGUUAUGUCAAAAUCAACAUCGACCCUGGAUAGUUGUUUUCAGAAGAAUACUUUUUGUUGGAUUUAUUUUUGUUGCUUGUUUGCCCUCUCAGUGUUCAUCCAUCUCGUUUCCAUUUGGAUUUUGGUU
Cucurbita moschata (crookneck pumpkin) is the source of this 1148-nucleotide messenger RNA. RefSeq names its product vesicle-associated protein 1-3-like. The record is from RefSeq and is a predicted model, not a curated record. Gene Ontology annotation, cellular component: plasma membrane; endoplasmic reticulum membrane. Gene Ontology annotation, biological process: endoplasmic reticulum membrane organization. Bases 180 to 896 code for a protein of 238 amino acids. Lineage: Eukaryota; Viridiplantae; Streptophyta; Magnoliopsida; Cucurbitales; Cucurbitaceae. The transcript has 8 exons.